AUGUCGCCCAUCAAGAUACCCGGCUCUUCCGAGCUAUACAGCGUCGAUGAUGCCGACCAGCCACGAUCGCUGAACUUCGACGGCGAUCGCGAGCACGAUCUCAACAGUGUGCCUCAGUAUCCUCACGCCAAAUCAGGAACAUCCAGCAGCCCAGACCAGCCCCGACAACCGCGCCAUCAGCUCUCUCCCAUCUCGUAUCCCGUCGUGACAGGGUCAUCCAAGCAAAAUGACAGCGCCUUCGAUGCCAUGCUCAACAGCCCACCAAAGAAAAAGUCGAUCGGUUCCAAGAUCUUGUCCAAAUUCAAGCCCGCCUCAUCCGACGAGAAAGCCGAUCCUUCUAGCAGUCCGCACUCACAGCAUACCAGCGGCGCUCAAACACCAGCUCGCGCGUCUCUUGGCAGUCGCGCUGCUCAAGAAGCAGAGGCGCACGAGUUGCGCCGUGCCCUGUCCAAAGAGCAACAGAGGCGGGACAAGAGCAAGCAAGCAUCGUUCAGCAGCACCGACGGACUUCGGAACAGGGGUCUUUUUCGCAAGAAGCACAAGCUCGAUAAGGGAGCUCCGCAAGACUCGGAUCUGGAUGAGCACGAUGACCACCGCAUCUCCGAAGAGACGACCCGCUACAUUGCCGAGCAACCUUCGCAUCUUGGCCGCUUCCGCAGCGGAUCGACAAAACACUUUCCUGGCGGACUCUACGACACUGACGACACCAGAACCGACGCACGCCUCAUACGCGAUCAAGAAGCUUCUACUCAAUUGGACAGUCAGCGGCCCGGACGAGCUGCUACGUCACUGGACGAAGCUGCUAAAGAUCUUUUUGCGCCCCUGAGCGACAAGCUCGACGAAAUAUUGGACGACGGCGAUCUGCACGAUUACGACUCGGAUGGUUCCGACGAUACUAUCGACCAUCUGAUUCGUGAGGCGGAUGGAUACGAUAGCUUGCGAUACAAUACCCAGGGAGACAUGUCCGCAGGGAUCGAUUUCGACACCCUUCAUGCCGUUCACCAACGGGAGCGCUCAUUGAGCAAGAGCAAGGAUGCGCAGAGCAGCCGAAGCUCUUAUUCAGGAGGCGCCGCCAAGGCGCUCAGUCAGCCCCUCUUGGAACUCGAAGACAUCGAGCUCGAGACCUUCUUGCAGAACUUUGCUCGUCAUACAAAGGAGGUCACCGUAACACGACCCUCCGGGAUGCAAAAGUACAGGAUGCCAAAGUGGUCCGACUUUCGCGUCUCGCCUAAUGAUAGCACUGCCCCUAGCCCAGGUAACAAGAGGCCGUCGAUGCUCAGUCGAGUCGAUCGCGGUCUUCACCAUCUUUCCGAACAUCCGACGUCUGCUAUCGCUUCGGACCCACAUGGAAUGGACCCGACCGCUCCGACCGGAGACGGGCUUGGAGCAGAGUCAAUGUCAGACGAUAAUGAUCGCAAUACCAAGAAGACAACGCCUUCCAAAAAGAAGGCAAAGGGCAAGACGCCCAAACGGACUAUUUCUGGCAACAGCAAAACGUCCUCGCACAUGGAUGACAACAGCGAUGAAGAUUGGGACCUGAUUGUGCCUUCGUCACAGGAUGCCUUCAGCCCUGACGACGAGCUGCGUGUCUAUGCGGAGGACGAAGGCGUGGACGGCGUCGCUUUUUGCAUCGCUUACAUUCUUGCGUUGGUCGAGCGCUUGGCGCCCGAAGAGAUUGAGCAUCAUACAGACAGAGGCUACCGGGAAGGUCUCAUACGUUCGCAUCUCGAACGUCUCUACACCAUUGCACCUUUCUGGGAGCAGCUCGCGUUCCGGAUCCGCCGUUUGUACCGAUGGGAGGAUCCCAAGACAACGGCGGCGGCGGCCAUGAUCUACUUUGUGCUUUGGUACACCAACAUGAUUCCGACCGCCUUCAUUCUUAUGAUCAUGUUCUUCAUCAUGCGAUUCAAGUACUUCCCACCGUCAGAGAGCUACCUCCACGACGCGGUCAAGUUGCGCAUGGCCCGUGGUCAGGCUGCCAAUACACUUUCAGAAAAGCUCCGUCGUCGCAGUCGACUCGAUAUUCUCAACAUUUACAAGCGAUGGAUCGUCACGUUUGGCAAACCGACUCAGGAGGCCAUGGGCCUCGUCGCCGACUUUCACGAAAAGGUCAAGAAUCUCAUCCUGUGGCGAAACCCAGGUGCGAGUCGGCGUACGCUGGUCCUCUUCGGUGUCCUCAACCUCUUUGUCACGUUUGCGCCUGCGCAGUACGUCUCCAAGGCCAUCUUCUUCUUUCUUGGAAUCACCUUCUUCUGCCUGCUGCCGCUGCAGAGCUACUUUCCGUCGCAUCGCAAAGCUCUGUCCCCUCUGUGGUGGGCGACAUUUGGAGCACCGACCGAUGCCCAAUUUGCGGUGCAACUGCUGCGCAAACGGCAUCUGGAUGUCGACCGCUUUGCGGGUCAGUUGAGUACUGCCGCUGACGUUCGACGAGCUGUACGGUCGCAGGGCAACAAGUCCAAGCUCAAACCUCGACCGGAUCGUCGCGAAGAGGGGAUCGCCUACGAUCAAAUAGAGGACCCGUCCCGGGCUACCACCGACUACGUCGAGAUGACCAACGAUGCCACGCUCAAGCCGCGUAAGCUAGGUAGCUUCUUCUGUCAGUACAAGGGUCUUCCUGGUCGCUUGCAUGUCAACACCAAAUACCUCUACUUCACACCGCUUCACUCUCCCUCUCAGAAGCGAGGCCGCACACCCAUCGACGCGAUCGAGUCGAUUGUCAAGACCAAGAGCAUUCGACUGAUGGUGUGGAGCUCGCUGGGCCUCAAAAUCGUUCGAAACAACGGCAAGGCACCGCUCUUGUUGGCCAAUCUGCCCAAUAGGGAUGAAGCAUUCAACCUGAUUCUGGCCGUUUCAACGAAUGACGAAGAAUUGGCCGACAUUGGUUGA
Molecule: messenger RNA, 2886 nt
Organism: Pseudozyma hubeiensis SY62
Lineage: Eukaryota; Fungi; Basidiomycota; Ustilaginomycetes; Ustilaginales; Ustilaginaceae
Exons: 2
Coding region: 1-2886 (961 amino acids)
Biological process (GO): apoptotic process; negative regulation of toll-like receptor 9 signaling pathway
Source: RefSeq, a predicted model, not a curated record